AUGGAGAGAGGUGACACUAAUGGUAAGGAAAUCUCAGAAGAUUCUCAUUCGAAAUCCAAUUAUCGUGACCGUAGAGGUGGUAGGUCGAGAGGUGGUUAUGGUUUUUCGAGCAGAGAAAGAGGUAGAGGAAGAGGAAGAGGAGGCAGCCGUGGAUCCUCGAGAGACUACGGCUCUUCUAGAGACUACGGUUCAAGAAGGUCAUAUGGAAACUACUCAGGUGGGCCUGAUGAAUACCGCUCAAAAACUGAACGGAAUUAUGACAACUCAAUUUUCAUUGGUAAUAUUCCUUUCGACUGCACGUCAAAGGAAAUCGAAAGUCUAUUCGAUGAUGGAUUCAACGUUGUAAGAGCCGAUAUAGUGACGAAUAGGGGUCAAUCUCGCGGAAUGGCAACUGUUGAAUUUUCAAAGAAGGAUGAUGUCCAUAAAGCCAUUUCGAAAUAUGAUCACUAUGAUUAUAACGGAAGAGAAAUAUUCGUUAGACAAGAUUAUCCUCCACCAGGUGAAAAGAAGAGAGAUUACUUUGCCAAAUCGUCGAACCAAAGGUACAGCGGAAACGAGAAUGCCGGUGGUUACGAUAGAUAUGAGAGGAAGAGUUUUGGCAAAGAAAGGGGCCCUCAGUCAGCCCCCAAGCCUGGCACUGAGAUAUUUGUUGGAAAUCUACCGUUUUCGGUCAAUUGGCAAGCAUUGAAAGACUUGAUGAGAGAGGCAGGAGAAGUCGUUAGAGCAGAUAUUAGAACCGAUAACUGGGGUAAAUCAAGAGGAUUCGGAACAGUUGUUUUUAAUACAGAAGAAGAAGCUACGAAGGCUGUGGAAAUGUUUCAAGGUUAUGAUCUUGAUGGGAGAAGACUUGAUACUCGCCCUGGUAGAACUCAAAACCAAGAAAAUGUAUCCGCCCCGACAGAACCAAGAAAAGUUAACAGUGAAUUUACUGAGGGUGUCGUGGGAGACGGUGAAAGAUCUAAUACAAUAUUUGUUUCUAAUUUACCUUUUGUCACCAAUGUUGAGGACUUGUACGAACUUUUUGAAACCAUCGGAAAGGUUUCUCAAGCUGAGAUUCAAUACAAUGCACAAGGCAAAGCAAGUGGUAGUGCUGUAGUUCAGUUUGAAGCUGAAGAGUUAGCCGACCUAGCUAUUGAGAAUUUGAAUAAUUAUAAUUACGGAGGUAGAGAUUUAGCCAUUUCCUAUGCUAAAAAAGAAUAA
Molecule: messenger RNA, 1200 nt
Organism: Priceomyces carsonii
Lineage: Eukaryota; Fungi; Ascomycota; Pichiomycetes; Serinales; Debaryomycetaceae
Gene: GBP2
Product: single-stranded telomeric DNA-binding/mRNA-binding protein
Exons: 1
Coding region: 1-1200 (399 amino acids)
Cellular component (GO): nucleus; ribonucleoprotein complex; cytoplasm
Molecular function (GO): mRNA binding
Source: RefSeq, a predicted model, not a curated record